UAUUCAGAAUAUUUGGCAUUGAAAUGUUACCUCUUGCAAUUCAGAUUGUGAUUAAGUUGUUCAUCUGUCAAGAAGUAAAAAAAACAUAAAUUUGGUGUUCGCGUCGGAAAUUUGGGGAACGACUAAUGAAUAGCGGACAAAGAAUCCUUGGUGGAGGGGUUCAGCAUGUGUUGGACUAUCUGAGGCGAAUGCAAGCUGAAAGUCCAGCAUUUUUCUAUGCUGUUCAGGGUGAUAAUGGAUCUUCUAAUGGAAACAUUUUUUGGGCCGAUGCAACUGCCAGAAUGAACUAUCAUUACUUUGGGGAUAGCAUCAAAUUGGAUACUUCCUGUCGAGCUAACGGAUAUAGGGUACCUUUUGCUACUUUCACUGGCUUAAAUCAUCAUGCACAGCCUGUUCUUUUUGGAUGUGCUUUGCUUUUUAAUGAGUCUGAAGGCUCACUUGUCUGGCUCCUCCAAACUUGGCUUCAAGCGAUGUCUGGACAGACGCCUGUUUCCAUCACAACUGACACUGAUCAUCUCAUACAGAUGGCUGUUGCUCAUGUUCUGCCAGAAACACGCCAUCGUCUUUGUAAAUGGAGCAUAAUUCGAGAAACCAAGGAGAAGCUGACUCAUGUAUGUCAAACACAUCCAACCUUUGAAACUGAAUUUAUGAAGUGCGUUAAUGGAAGUGAGACAAUCGAGGAAUUUGAAUCUCAGUGGAAGUCAUUCCUAGAAAGAUAUUACCUCACGGAUAAUGAAUACCUUCAAUCAAUUUAUAGUGCUUGCCGUCACUGGGUUCAUGUUUUCAUGCGAGAGACAUUUUUUGGGGAUAUUUUAAGUGAUCAAGACAAUGAUGCCAAAAACACUUUCUUCAAUGGGUAUGUGGAUGCUUCUACCUCUAUCCAGUUGUUGAUUAAACAAUAUGAAAAAGCUCACAAUCUCUAUACUAGGAAAGUUUUCAUAAAAUUUCAAGAGGAACUGGUUGAGACCCUUGCGAAUCCUGCAACUAAAAUUGAUGAAUCCGGAACAAUCACAACAUAUCAUGUUGCAAAAUUUGGGGAAGAGCACAAGGCACACACGGUUAGGUUCAACACAUUUGAGUUGACAGCUAACUGUAGCUGUCUAAUGUUUGAAUUUUCAGGUAUAAUUUGUAGACAUGUGUUAUGUGUGUUCAGAGCCAAAAAUGUUCUUAUGCUUCCUUCCCAAUACAUUUUGAAACGUUGGACAAUAAAUGCCAAGAUGAUAAGUAUUGUGUUUUCUGGUUAUACAAAUUUUUUAUCUUCCCAAAUAGAAGAAGAAGUUGAUUCAGCGCCGAGCUAUAACCCCAAAUAA
Messenger RNA from Solanum stenotomum, 1310 nucleotides. RefSeq names its product protein FAR1-RELATED SEQUENCE 9-like. Lineage: Eukaryota; Viridiplantae; Streptophyta; Magnoliopsida; Solanales; Solanaceae. Gene Ontology annotation, biological process: regulation of DNA-templated transcription. The record is from RefSeq and is a predicted model, not a curated record. Gene Ontology annotation, molecular function: zinc ion binding.